GCCCGAGACCUGGCCGGCUUCGCCAAGGGCUGACGCGCCGGAGAAAAGUUGUGCCUUGACCUUCUCUCGCCUGGUGAUUUGUCCCCGGGUCCCCAGGCUGAGUGGAAGCCAGGACUGGAGGUCAUCGCGUCCAGACGCCUGAGGGCAACUGCCCGGGCGCCCGGAGUUGGGUGUUGGGCCCGGGAGAAGCCGACUCUGCCCCCGCUGUUAGUGCCCUGAGCCCUGGCAGCUCGGUUGUCCCCGGGAUCUCCGCACAAACUUUCUGACUGUCGAGGGGACACUGCGUGGAGGGAGGAUUCGUGGCCGCCCGUAGAUUUUGAGUCUUCUGGGGAAUUUCCUGACAGAGCCAAAUGUUAGAGACAUCCUUUGCAUUCCUCUGGAAGGUGAAGUGAGCACACGCAACCCAAGAGUGUGCAGUGAAGACAGCACUCACAGAGCAGUGGUGGCAGAACUUGGUUUAGCGGCUACGGUUGCAUAUUCAAUUUGUUGAAUUCUUCUGUGAGGGCUUCAAGCAGUGAUGUCACCAAACCAGUUGUGAAACAGGUUUUGGGAAGUGGCCAUGAAGACUGAAGAAGUUACAUUUUUCACAUGAUAAUUGAAGUUAAUGACUGCCUACAAUAUUUUCAUGAAAAUUAAGUAUGACUUAGAAGUGUCAAAGGUUUAUGAUGUCAUCAGUUUCGACAGAAAGCAAACUCCAGCAGGCUGUCAGCCUGAAGGGAGUUGACCCAGAAACAUGCAUGAUUGUGUUUAAGAACCACUGGGCACAGGUUGUGAAGAUCUUAGAGAAGCAUGACCCCUUGAAGAACAUCCAGGCAAAAUAUGGAUCGAUCCCUCCAGAUGAGGCCAGCGCUGUGCAGAACUAUGUGGAACACAUGCUGUUCUUGCUCAUUGAAGAACAAGCCAAGGAUGCUGCCAUGGGGCCAAUUCUGGAGUUUGUGGUCUGUGAGAACAUCAUGGAAAAGCUUUUCCUCUGGAGCCUGAGGCGGGAAUUCACCGACGAAACCAAACUGGAGCAGCUGAAGAUGUACGAGAUGCUGGUCACGCAGUCGUACCAGCCCCUGCUGCACCAUAAGCCCAUCCUGAAGCCCCUGAUGAUGCUGCUGAGCUCCUGUUCGGGGACAACCACCCCAGCCGUGGAGGGAAAGCUGGUCGUCCUGCUCAACCAGCUCUGCUCCAUCCUUGCCAAAGACCCAUCCAUUCUGGAACUCUUCUUCCACACCAGUGAGGACCAAGGGGCCGCCAACUUCCUCAUCUUCUCUCUUCUGAUACCCUUCAUUCAUCGAGAGGGCACAGUAGGCCAGCAAGCUCGGGAUGCUUUGCUGUUCAUCAUGUCUCUCUCCGCGGAGAACAGCAUGGUGGCCAAUCACAUUGUGGAGAACACCUACUUCUGUCCAGUACUUGCAACUGGACUCAGUGGCCUGUACUCGUCCCUGCCCACGAAGCUGGAAGAAAAGGGUGAGGAGUGGCAUUGCCUUCUGAAGGACGACUGGCUCCUGCUGCCCCCCCUCGUGCAGUUCAUGAACUCGCUGGAGUUCUGUAACGCCGUCAUCCAGGUGGCCCACCCCUUGAUCCGCUCUCAGCUCGUCAGCUACAUCUACAAUGGCUUCCUGGUUCCAGUGUUGGCUCCCGCCCUCCACAAGGUGACGGUGGAAGAGGUCAUGACCACAACUGCAUACCUGGACCUUUUCCUGCGCAGCAUCUCUGAGCCAGCACUCCUGGAGAUCUUCCUCCGCUUCAUCCUGCUGCACCAGCAUGAAAAUGUCCACAUCCUGGACACGCUCACCAGCCGAAUCAACACCCCCUUUCGGCUUUGUGUGGUAUCCCUGGCCUUGUUCCGAACUCUCAUCGGUUUGCACUGUGAAGAUGUGAUGUUGCAGCUGGUUUUAAGGUAUCUGAUCCCGUGCAAUCACAUGAUGCUGAGCCAAAGGUGGGCUGUGAAGGAAAGAGACUGUUACUCCAUGUCCGCGGCCAAGCUGCUUGCCUUGACCCCCGUCUGCUGUGCCAGCGGCAUCACCCUGACACUUGGGAACCAAGAAAGGGAUUAUAUUCUCUGGUCAAAGUGCAUGCAUGAUGGCUCAGGGCCCGAGGAACAGCUGCUGCCAGAAGCACCCUGCCCACCUUCUCCAACCACCCCACUUUCCUCUCCUGCCCCAUCAGCCUGCAUUGUGGAGUAUGGGAAGACCCUGGACAUCGGCUACCUGCAGUACCUGUGGGAGGCCCACACCAACAUCCUUCACUGUAUGAGGGACUGCAGGGUGUGGUCAGCCCUCUAUGAUGGGGACUCGCCUGACCCUGAGACCUUUCUGCAGAGUCUACCAGCGGAGAGCCGAGAAGGCUCAGCCCACCCAGAGGCCAGACUCCCUCAGCAGCACACCAGGACAGCAGGGCAGGUGAAGGACAAGAACCAGUCGGAGCUGGAAUGGGACGACAGCUAUGACACCGGUAUCUCGUCUGGGGCAGAUGUGGGUUCUCCUGGGCCUUACGAUGAUGUGGAGACUCCAGCCCCACCAGCACCCAUGGAGCCCCCCAAACACAUCCAAGAGAUGAAGAAGAACGCCAUCCUCCUCUUCAAAGGCUCCUACAUAGAAGAGUCAGACUUCCAGGAUGAUGUGAUGGUGUAUAGGCUGUGUGCAGAGAAGGACUCCGAGGACACCAGGGAGCCACAGGGGGUCACGGCCGAGCCACCAGCCAAGACCCAGCCCAAGGCCCAGCCCGAAGAAGACCAGAGUCCCCCCGUGAGCAAUGGACCUCUCUUUAGCCCCGAUCCUGAGGCAGAGCCACAGCCCGGCCCGGAGAGUUCAGACCUAUGUCAGAGCGUGUUCUUAGAAACCAUGCAAGAGCGUGACUGUGACGCGGAUGCAGCCUUGGACUUAAACUCGGAAUCGAUAGUACCCGUAUCUGAGGCAGAAGUCCAGUCAGACCUGCCGGCCGCCAACACAGAGAGUGAUCUCAUUGCACAGUACGACAAGAUCAUUCAAGAACUGGAUUCUGGCCCCGAGCGCUUGAUGGGCCAGACCAUUGCCACGUCUGACCCCCUGCUUCUUACAAACCAGGACAAGAGGCGAGAGGAAGGCAGAGAAGAGGAAGAGGAUGACUUCGACUCCCUCAUGGCAGCAACUCCUGCUGCAGAGACUGUGCCUUCCCCGUUUGGCAUCAGAGAGGACACGGCCUUGCCCGGUCGCCAUCCCGCGAGGACUCAAAGCGCCCCGUUCACAGGUCCAUUCAUCAGUGUGGUCCUGUCGAAGCUGGAGAACAUGCUGGAGAACUCUCUGCAUGUCAACUUGCUUCUAAUUGGCAUCAUCACCCAGCUGGCCAGCUACCCGCAGCCACUCCUGCGCUCCUUCCUCCUCAACACCAACAUGGUCUUCCAGCCUAGCGUCCGCUCUCUCUACCAGGUCCUUGCUUCUGUGAAAAACAAGAUCGAGCAGUUUGCUUCCAUGGAGAGAGACUUCCCAGGGCUCCUCCUCCAAGCCCAGCAGUACCUGCUUUUCCGGGUGGACAUGUCUGAUGUGACCCCUGCAGCAUUCACCAAAGAUCCCACUCAAGAGGUCUCCAGGACAGAAAGUGACAAGACCCUAACGGAUGACCCCCCACGCGUGUUUCAGCCCUUCCUGGGCAACAGAACAAAGGUGGCUGGGGCACCCCCAAACCUGCCUCUGCCAGUGAAGAACACCAUGCUGGCUGCCGCUCUCUUUCCAGAGUUCCUGAAGGAGCUGGCAGCCUUGGCCCAAGAACACUCAAUUCUGUGUUACAAAAUCCUCGGGGACUUCGAGGACUCCUGCUGUUAACUUUUUAUACUACUAUUUUAAUAGAUACUCGGUUUUAUAAGGUUAUAGCAUCAACUGAAUGUUAAAUGCAAAGCUGCUUAUCAAAAACUGUCCACUUUGAUACUUCCUGACAAUACUUGAUUUGUAGCCGGGUCUCCCUUUGUUAUACGGAAUGUAAGUCUCUGAGCUGGCUGCCCCGUGGUGGGUCUUCCUGUUGAGUUUUUCCUCUUUACCAGGUUUAUAGUUGCUCUUCCAUCCCUGGAGCUUGUAGCUCACACAGCGCCGAGCACGCAGAGGUUCUGUGAUCUCUGGACGCCGUGAUGGGGGUCAGCUUUUCAGCAGCCUCAAGGAAGCUCCUCCAUGGGCAUGCGCAUGCCUGCCCUCUCUACCCUCUGAAAAAUGCAAGAGGAGCAUGGAGCUCCGCCUGCCACACAGGUACACCUCAUCUGCUGCUUCGAAUGUUACUUCUAGGACUUGCAGUCUCUCCACACGUAUUGCCUUAUAUUGUGGGAAAAUCCCCUAGCCCCAGCUGUCUGCCCAAAAAAUUUGCACAGAAAGAAUUUGGAAUGUGGGGAGUUUUUAUCUUGUUGCUUGAGAGCUUGCUCUAUCAAGACCAAAACACAAGACAGCCUUAAUUUAGUACAAUUUGCACAAAAUGAAGCAUACCUAUGCAAACCCUGGACCUCAGGCAUGUGAUCAGGUGAACAGAGUGUGGUAUCAUAUACUAAAAAGCCAACCAUUAUUAUUUGUUUUAUGAAAAGAAACAUUAACUUGUGAAGCUAUAGAGUACUUGGGGGGGGGUGGCAGAGUUUGAAGUGCAAAAGAUAAAAUUAUACUAACUGAAACCUGUAGAAACACUGGUAGUUAUUUCAUUUUGCUAUCUGGAGGCAAGGAUGGAAAUGCAUACGGAUCCCAGGGAGCUGGUGAAGCUGGGUGCCUGCUGGGGACCUACAGCUUCGAUUGAGGAGGCCCUAUGGAACGAAUGCCCAGGUCUGCCCUGGGCUGGGUGAGUGUGUCACAGGCUAAACAGGAGCCUGAUACCUGGCCAUGGAACAUUGCUGACUUCAUGUCUGUACUGAAGAGCGGUCUGCCUAGUCAUGGUGCAGUGGCCAUCGUGUGGGAGGCACAGUAAACUGGCCUGCUCCUGCCUUCCUGAUGCGUGCUCACAGGUCUCCACUAGAAAGGGCGUGGCUUCUGUGAGAGCAACUGCUACCCCUUCACACACCACUUUGUCUGGUUAUCUGUGCUUGCCACGCCACUGAAUGCUGAAGCCAUAUCUGCAAAUGGAGUUCUUGUGGUUUUAUGACUAUAAAUAUCGGUUUUCAUGUCCACAUUUCUUAUUCCUUAAGAAAAAAUAAAAUUGCUAGGCAAGCAUGCUGCUCCCUAGCUACACUCUAUACCUCUUCUACAAAUUAAUUAUACACCCUCUGUGGCAGGUGCCUGUGGGAAAGUGACUUUGGGUGUCACCCCCCCACCACCCCGAGGUACUGAUACACACUAUGGUAAAAGGGGGGACAGAGAUGACUGCCUUGAGUAUCAUGUGAAAGGGAAGGAAAUCAGAUUACCUGGUGUAGGAUGUUGAUAGCAAACUCACUUGACAACUCUAACUCCAUCUGUUUGAGUCCUUACAGACUUCCCUAAGAGGACUGUGCUCAGUCUGACAAAAUGGAAGUCAGAAACCUGAGCUGGGAAUGGAGCACUGAGCACCUCAAAGCCCGUGCAGUUGAGCUAAGUAGCCAGGGAUGGUGUGGAUGCCGCUCUCGGCAGGCAGGUGAUGACAGGAGCCCUCUCUCUGGGAAGGAGCAGCCGUGAGGUAGGUUAUUUUAGUCCCAAAGUUCACAGCUGAACCUUUUUAUUCUCUUUUUUGGUAAUACAUUUUGGGAGAAUUUUUAAAGCUAUCUGACAUGUUUAAAAUAUGGUCCCGGGACUAUGUCCUCGUCCCUGUGACAGGUGUCAUCAGCUGCCAUGCUUGAGGGGCAACAGACCCUGGACUGGCGUCACUGAGUCUAUCUGACAGACCACAGAGGGUUCCUGGAACAUCACAGCAUUAGCCUAGAUCUAUAAUUCAGAGUCUGAUUUAAGGUCUACACUGAAGAAAUUUAUGGUUCAAAAUACACGAGCACACAGGGAUAGUUAAAACUGAUUUUGAAAAUCGUCAGGUAAAUGUAAAAAUUUGAACAAAGAAA
Messenger RNA from Chionomys nivalis (European snow vole), 5953 nucleotides. RefSeq names its product FHF complex subunit HOOK interacting protein 1A (gene Fhip1a). Lineage: Eukaryota; Metazoa; Chordata; Mammalia; Rodentia; Cricetidae. The record is from RefSeq and is a predicted model, not a curated record. The coding region runs from base 663 to 3788 and encodes 1041 amino acids. The transcript is spliced from 14 exons.